Messenger RNA from Sycon ciliatum, 1035 nucleotides. RefSeq lists its product as uncharacterized. The record is from RefSeq and is a predicted model, not a curated record. The coding region runs from base 251 to 631 and encodes 126 amino acids. The transcript is spliced from 3 exons. Gene Ontology annotation, biological process: regulation of apoptotic process. Lineage: Eukaryota; Metazoa; Porifera; Calcarea; Leucosolenida; Sycettidae.
GAAGGCGCUCACAUUGCUCGGACUCCUCGCAGCUCUGCUUCAAAAAUCACAAUCCGGAGUCUGGUGUUGCUGCAGACUUUGAUGUAGAUAUCUAGGCGACGCUGCUGACACGAGGCGGCCUGUGAACUCUAGCCUGUGCGGGUACAAGAAGCACCGACCUUCACCGCCUGCAACACAGGAACGCUAGCAAUCCGCUGACUACUUGAUUCUUGACACGAAUCUGCAGUCAUCUACUGUGGUUGUUAGUACAAUGGACCCGGUGGAAGCAAAAGUCCUGAAGGGCAAGCACAUGGAUUUGCAGAAAAGCCUGCAUGUGAAAGGAACUAUCCUCGACUACUUGCAGUCUAAAUCAAUCGUAGGGGAGACACAGUAUGAGGAUAUCAUGAAGAAUGGAGGUGUGGAGAGAAGUCCUCGUGACAUGGCGAGGCAGUUACUGGCCUAUCUACCGCACGCCGGUAGGGAAGCGUUCUCGCAGUUCGUCGCAGCUCUCGAGUAUGACGACGGAGUCCUUGUACAUCAGGAGCUUGCACAGCUGCUGAAGGAAGGGCUGCAGAAGGAGAGAGGCGAGUCGAUGGAAAAGAAACUUGAUGAUGAAGAGAAGAAAGCACUGGCAACCGCGUCGUAUACAUAGAUUUUUAGAUGCUGCUUUUAUCUGUUAUAUUCACGGUCAGACCUUGUUGUCUGUUGGAUGUGGAUUCUUCGAGUUGAUUUGACAACCGGUGAUGUGUGGCUUGAGAUCGAUCCGCUGUCUUGGAUAGUUAGUGAUGUGUGGCCUGAGAUCGAUCCGCUGUCUUGGAUAGUUAGUGAUGUGUGGCCUGAGAUCGAUCCGCUGUCUUGGAUAGUUAGUGAUGUGUGGCCUGAGAUCGAUCCGCUGUCUUGGAUAGUUAGUGAUGUGUGGCCUGAGAUCGACCCGCUGUCUUGGAUAGUUAGUGAUGUGUGGCCUGACAUCGACCCGCUGUCUUAGAUAGUUUUUUUUGUGACUUUAUGUUUACAGCACUGUAUGAUGGGUGUACAAUUACCUCUCGUCUUCCCAGA